Molecule: messenger RNA, 2168 nt
Organism: Camelina sativa (false flax)
Lineage: Eukaryota; Viridiplantae; Streptophyta; Magnoliopsida; Brassicales; Brassicaceae
Source: RefSeq, a predicted model, not a curated record
AUAAAAUAAGUAGAUUAUUGUUUGGUUCAGUUUCUUAUUGUUUUCAAAGUUUGGUUCGUUUUCUUAGUUGUUUUCAAAGUUUCUAAAUUGUUUUCAAAGUUUGUUGUGUUGUGUUGUAUUGUGUUGUGAAGUUUAGUUCAAUUUCCAUUAGAUUAUUGUGUUGUGAUCCAUUCGCUUAUGUUUGAUGGCUUAUAUUUUAUAACUUAACACUCUCAUAUUUAUGUAACAGGUUUGGACGAGACAAAGGAAAGCUAUCUCGUGUUAUUUCUGGGAUUUUAAGGAGAAAGUUCGAUGGUCCAUACUUCAGCUGGAAGGUUACGCCAUUACACAUACGGGAGAGAUAUUUUAGAUCCUUUACGAGGAAAUACAAUUGGGAUGUUGCGAUUACUGAGCUUGUGAGAGAAGGAUUUGUGAAGAUAGCGAAAAACAGAAUGAAAGGAAUUGUAAGUCAAGCAAAGACGUAUGAUGAGCCACCGAUUUGGAUCAAUCCUACACUUUGGAAACAAAUGUGGGAGCAUUGGGACACACCUGAAGCUAAGGAGAAGAGCUCUAAUGCAUCCCAAGCCCGUAAUUCUGAUCGUGACGGUCUUGGAAUCCACAAACAUCUAUCCAGCCAGAAAUCUUACUUGCGAAUUCAACAAGAGUUGGAAGAAAAGUUGGGACGUCCUGUCUCGCUUGGAGAGGUGUUUGUCGCAACACAUACAAAGGCAGAUGGAAGUUUUUAUUCAGAAGGCCAAACAAGUUGUGGAGACAUAUGAGAAGAACAUAGAGGAGGUAAUGUCUCAAAUGGAGUCUGAUGUUACAGACCACUCCUCGCCAGAUUCUCCUCAUGCAACCCUCCUCCCCAUUCAAGAAAAAGAUGACAUUUUCUUAAAGUGUACUGUAACGAAUGCCAAGGGAACCCCCUUUGGACUUGGAAGUCUCUCGGAGAUAAUCACCAAAGGGAAAAGAAAGGCUACUUAUCCAAGCUCUAGUCCAGAUUCGCUGUUAGAGAUUCAAGAACAACUCCAGGUUGCUCGUCGUAAGCUCGCUGAUCAAGAUGAAGAAAAUGCUCGACGUGCCAGAGAAGAUGCUAGACGUGAUGAGGAGCAACGUGACGCUCAAAACCGCAUUGCAACCUUGGAGAUGCUCGUAUCCUACUUGAAGACUAGUGAUCCGGGGGUUGCAGAAUUCUUGUCUACUCAACCACCAGCCAAUGCGCCAUUAACCACAGCAGCACCAGCAACCAACAUCACUCCAGCCACUGCGACCAAUGUCAACCAACCUGCAACAACCACUUCAGGAGCUAGUUCACCAUCUACUUCACCUGCGACUGCACCAACCACUUCACCUUUGUCAGUAUCAUCCUCUCAUGCUUAACAAACUAAUUCUAUCUCUUUUAAGCCUCUAUAACUAUUUUUUGGAUUGUGUAGUAGUGUUUCUAGAUCCUUAGCCUAAAACUAUUUUCUGUAUAUGAUCGUUGAAUGAUUUGUAUGUUUUUUGUUAAGAUCAUUCAAAUCAGGAUUUUAAUUUAAAUUCAGGUUUUUUUUUUCAAAAUUUAUUGUAUACUGUCCCAAAUUACUAGGUAUAUUUUCACUGAUUUGCGACCAUUUAUAAUUUAAAUAAACACAAACAAAGUACCAAAUUUGUUGUGUAUAUGUCAAGAUUUUGGGACUAAAAAAACUUAGUCUUCAGUCCGUCACAAACAAUUCUGACUCCUUUGCGACUAUCUUGUGACUAAACAGCGACUAUUUUAGGACCAAAAUUCAGAUUUUUAAAGUUUACUGUGGUAUUAAGUCAGUCUUCCAAACGUAGCUAAUUUGUGACUACCAUGUCGUCUGAAAGAAGUCGUCUAUUACGACUGCCAAAGCGAGUCACUAUACUGUCGUUAAUUACGACGGUAUAUUCCGGUCUGUCCGUAGUCGCCAAUUACGACUGCGCCAGUGAGUCACUAUAGAGUCGUUCAUUACGACGGUACGUUUCGGUCUGUCCGUAGUCGCUAAUUAACGACCAUAACCCUUGUCUCCAAUGCGUCGCAAAUAAGGGACUGGUUUGCGACCAAAACAAUUUGCGACCAAAUAUUUGCGACCAAAUAUAACAGUCCUUCAAUAGUUGCACAUACCGACUUAGCGACUGAUUUGAGACGAUUCCAGUAGUCCCAAACGCCGUGUUUUCGUGUAGUGUUGGUG